This is a messenger RNA of Sinocyclocheilus rhinocerous, 655 nucleotides long. Its product is annotated as ubiquitin carboxyl-terminal hydrolase 40-like. The record is from RefSeq and is a predicted model, not a curated record. Lineage: Eukaryota; Metazoa; Chordata; Actinopteri; Cypriniformes; Cyprinidae. The transcript has 4 exons. The annotation marks the transcript as partial.
UUUCUUCAGAACCACCCUGAAGUGUUCAUGCUGGUCUCCAAUGGAACCCAUGUAGCUCUGAAAGCUGCUGUUCCUGCAACAACAGAACCUAGUCCAACAGAACCAGUCAGUUCAGCUUCAGCCAAUAACAGCACAGAGAACAUAGAGCCUGAAACAGCAGGAGACACUGAAGCCACUGACGGAUGCCAUUGGUUUGACCUGAAUGACUCUACUGUGACGGCCAUUACGGUGAAGGACAUAAAGAAGCAGUUUCAGGGAAAAGAGAGUGCCUACAUGCUCUUUUACAGGAAGACCGCUAUGAAAAGACCUCCAGAGGCCAUAGGAAACCCUGCGUACAAAGUGCCUCCUCACCCAGUGAACAUGGUACAAGAGGAGAAUGCAAGACUUCAGCAGAGAAGAGCUGAGUUUGAUGCCAGCAGCAACAGCAUUGAACUGCGGCUGCAUUUGGCUCCUCAUUACCACUGGCAAAACGGAGCCCUGCACCCCGUAUCUCCAAACGAAGACUCCAUCAUCACUGUCACCUUUGACCGCAGAAAGACUGUGGGAGACCUGCGAUUGGCCAUCUACCAGAUGCAAGAUCUUUGGGAAGGAGACAUGGGAUUGACAUUGGCUAAGAAUGUGCCAGCUGGGUUACAUUUGUAUGAUACACUGACAG